GGGGCUCUGCGCUGUUAGAACUCUAUGGUGGGGAUUUCUAGGCGAGGCCUCCGCGGAGACUCUAUGGUCGCAGCCCGCCCACCCCGAGCGUCCCGCGCGGGCCCUCCGUGUUUACGAUGCCGCCGGCGCCGCUUUCCUGAGGCGGAGACGGGCGCUGCGGCGGCGGCUCUCCCCACUCGUGGCCACCGGCGAGGCCUGGAGGGCCUCUGAGAUACUGAGAUCCCCACGGGGCCGUCUCCCCCAUCCGUUCGUAGGCUGCGUGGUUUUGUUUCCCGAGCUCAAAGCGCUGCUGCGCUUCAUUGCACUGCGUGAGGCAGAAACGGGGGGAGAGUGGAAGGAAACACGCGUGGAAAGUACGACCGGAGUUGCGAGGAGCGCUCAGUGCAGUGGCUGAACGCGUCCAAGGCUGUGAGCUGAGCGGGCACUCUGACUCAGGGCUCCUCGCUGCCUUCCUGGCUGAGUGCAGGGGAUGCGCCGUCCUUCACUGCUUUCAGUGGUUCCUGGAAAAAGAACUACAGCUCUGUCCAUCUGCUGGCUGCUGGAAGAUGGAUUUGGCUGCGAGCUUGGCGGAACGUUGGGGAAAUUAUUUUAUUUAAAAGCUGCUUUGUUUGGGUUUUCUUCGUACAUCUCAUGGUCCGAUGGUGCAUUUUCACCAAAACCCGGGAUAUUCGCUGAUUAUGGAAGAGGUGCACAAGAGCAGCAGCAGCUCCGUGCCGCCCUCCCAGCCCUCGGCCGUACAAGGUACAGCACUGCAGGCAGCUCAGCUCUCUCAUAUUGCUCAACAGAAACACUUGGAGAAGGAAAAAACGAGAGAAGGUUGAGAGAAAUAUACAUAUUGAUGGACAGCACAAUUAAUAAAAGGAUGUCUCUGCGAGGUCCUGCUCCUCUGACAGUUGUUCAGCUUCCUGGAGAGCAAGUCCAGGUCCAGGGAGUGAUUCAGACAGCGCAGUCCUCUUCUGUAAUCCACUCACCCCAGGUGCAAACAGUGCAGGUGUCUUCUCUGUCUGAGAGCGAGGAUUCUCAGGACUCAUCAGACAGCAUAGGCUCCACGCAGAAAGCUCGGGGGAUCUUAGCACGUCGUCCAUCUUAUCGAAAAAUUUUGAAAGAUCUCUCUUCUGAAGAUACACGGGAUAGAAAAGGAGAUGAGGAAAGUCCUGGGGUCUCUACUGUUACGUCCAUGUCUGUUCCCACACCCAUCUACCAGACGAGCACUGGACAGUACAUUGCCAUUGCUGCAAAUGGAUUGCAGCUGGCCAGCGCCAGUGCUGAUGGAGUGCAGGGCCUGCAGACAUUAACCAUGACGAAUGCUGGUGGGACUCAGCCUGGGACAACAAUCCUGCAGUAUGCACAGACAUCAGAUGGCCAGCAGAUACUCGUACCCAGCAACCAGGUGGUAGUGCAGACUGCAUCAGGAGACAUGCAGACGUAUCAGAUCCGCACCACGCCGACCACCACGUCCCUCCCUCAGACUGUGGUCAUGACAUCUCCUGUCACCCUGACGUCGCAGUCCAGUAAGACAGACGAUCCACAACUGAAACGAGAGAUAAGGCUGAUGAAGAACAGAGAAGCUGCUCGAGAGUGCCGUAGGAAGAAGAAGGAAUAUGUGAAAUGUCUGGAGAACCGAGUUGCAGUCCUGGAAAACCAGAACAAAACUCUAAUUGAAGAGCUAAAAACUUUGAAAGAUCUUUACUGUCAUAAAAGUGUGUAAGAAAAGAAGGUAAAACUUUGGUGGACUGUUGAAAUUUUGGAGGAGAAUUUUUUUUUUUAUACUGAAUUUUUUAACUAGAUGAAAGGUCAAAAAGUGAAACUUUUCUACCUAGAUUUCACAACCUAAAGACUGUAUAGAUUUUAUUUACAACGUGUUGGUGACAAAGUACAAAAAGGAGACAAGAAAACCUCACCACAAUUCCUGCUGGCACAACUGGAAACUUUAUAUACAGUCAAGAUUGCAUCUACAACAAAAGGACAUUGGCGUUUUACCAGGCAGGUGAUUAGAACUUCUCUAGCAGUUUUUACCUCUUGUAAUGGGGACAAUAUUUGGUUUCAAUUAAAACGUGGAUGGAAUGGAAUCCUUGCCAUAGUUAACAUUGUUAGUAACAUUUAUAACCAGUGUAUGUUUUGAUUUCUUAACUCUUUCAAUCCUUGCUCUUCCUUUCAGUUAUCUGUAUGUAAAUAUUUUAAUUUGAACCUGUAAGUUGUUAUUUACAGGUGCAGGUGAUAAGAAGUUAAUCCUGUGCUCGAGGCCUAAAUUAUGUUUCCUCUUUUUCAGCUGACAGUUUUACAGGUUUUUCUUUUUGUUGUUUUUUGUUUUUUUUUUCCUUCAAUGUUUGCUGUGUUUAUCAAAGUAGGAAAGGAUCUGCAGAAAGCAGCGAGAGGAGCAGCCCUGAACAUGCCUGGGGUGCAUGGAGUGAUGUUGACUUCAGAGAGCUCAGCACAUCCAAUUACUUUAAAGCACAGUUUGGUAGAAUGAGGGACGGUGCACAGAAGUUUCUGGAGGAUGAUUUCACAAUGGUUUUUUUUAGUUGCUGGGCACGAUAGACAUCUGUAAUGGAACAAGAAAUGGUGUGCUGAUUAUCUAUACAAUUACAUAUGCACUGCUUAUUCUGUCUGGAGAUUCUACUGUGCUUUGGGAUGUAAACCAAAUAGAAGUAUGAUAAAACAGAGAACAGAAGAAUAUACCAAAGGGUUUCAUGAGGUUCUAUGGUUUGUAUGCUGAAAGUAGUGCAAAACUUCUGGACUAAUUUUGUAAAGUAGGCAAUAUUUUGCAAAGUAAUGGUAUCUUUGUAAGAAAAUACUCUAUUGAAAACAGGUAGAUGGUUGGUAUAUUUUGUAGCUGAAUUGUGAUCUUUACAAGUUCCAAAAUUAAGUUUAUAUACGUAUUUUGACAGUUUAUAUAUUUCAUUUUAGUAAACAAAUGGAAUAUUUUGUGAACCAGAUUUUCAAGCAUAUAUUUUUAUGGAUAGCACAAAGUCAAAUGAGAUCCUCUUUGGUGUAGGAGAUAUUUGAAUUAAUUUUAUAUGUCUGUAGGCAACUUACAGAAGAAAUGGAUCUUGGGGGAAAAAAAAUGGAUCGGGGCUUUUUUCCCUACAGUUGAUAAUAUCUGCACGUCAGACCUGAUUGCUCUCAGAGAUUCUGGUUGGUAUCACUUUGAUUUGUUUCAGGCAGACGUUGUGUUUGAUGUGUCCAGGGCUCUUUCUGGGUGUUAAAAUCCACGUGGGCACAGUGCUGGGCAGCACUGGGAGUCCUCCUCACCCCCAGAGCUCCCUCCAACCUCAGCCGUUCUGCCAUUCUGUGACAGACAAAUGCGUGCGCAGUGCUUCUUGCAUGAUGAAUAAAUACACUAUUCUCCAUAGUUAGGAUUGAAUCCUGCUUCCAGAUCUGUCAGUGGGAAUUGCACUAUGGGCUAUGCUGUGCAAAAGAUGUUAGAGCUACAUGUGUGUGUUGUGCUAGCUCGGACCUGAAUGAAAUGAGGAGAUGUGCUCACUCCCCUGCUUUCCGUGUGGUCAGUUUUUAUUUUACUCACUUUGAACUCACGGGUUUCUGAGCAAGCAGAGCUCUUUGCAAGUGCUGUGGGAGAGACUGCACUCCACAGUCCCACUGUUAGCAGGCUAUACAAGAAUUUUUGUUCCAGACUUCCUGAAUAGAACACGUCCAUCAUCCACAACACAUUUCCUUUAGGCCAGACUGGAGUGUGCACUCGUUUUCAGUCAUGUCAAACACAAAAAAUGCUUUUGUUGCACAUCAGCCAUAACGAGCAAUGCUGAGAAAGCCAUUAGAUGAGUAAAUUGCUCCUGGGGGGUGCUCAGCACCUCCAGGAUUGGACUGUCGCUGUCUGCCAUCAGUGUGUGUACACUUCAGAGGGACUGAUCUGCAGUGCUGGGACUGAUGUGACAGCUCCUCUGUGCAGUAUCCUCAUCCUCACUGCGUGCUGUCGUUCCUUUACCUUCUUUUGUAAUACGGAAUCAUAAUUAAUAAUAAAAGCAGUUAUCGCGUGUUGAGACUGUGCAAAACAUGGUGGCCAAUUCUUUCUGUAUUUCAGCAAGUGGAGCAAACACGGAGUGCUGCCAGGCAUAACGUUAGGCAGUCUUUGUCCUCUUUUGGAAAGAGCAGCUGGAUUUUUCAUCACAGAGGUAUUCACCAGUAACGUGGGUUUGCUCCUUAAGUAAUCACUUACCACAAAGUACUGAUUUUGGAUUUACUUCAAAACGUCAGCAGUAAGAGAACAAAAUCUGUAUCCUGAGAGUGAGAGGUGUAGUACCAAAUACUGCUCUGCUGUUUUGUUCCAAACCAACGUACGUGCUUUAUAUGAACUGUAAAUAUUUGUCAAAACAAUUAGAUGGUUGCAGAUUUUGACCUUGGUAAAUAAAGUCGCCAAAAGAUAA
Gallus gallus (chicken) is the source of this 4382-nucleotide messenger RNA. RefSeq names its product activating transcription factor 1 (gene ATF1). Gene Ontology annotation, cellular component: ATF4-CREB1 transcription factor complex; nucleus. The transcript has 11 exons. The record is from RefSeq and is a predicted model, not a curated record. Lineage: Eukaryota; Metazoa; Chordata; Aves; Galliformes; Phasianidae. Gene Ontology annotation, biological process: regulation of transcription by RNA polymerase II. The coding region runs from base 470 to 1708 and encodes 412 amino acids. Gene Ontology annotation, molecular function: RNA polymerase II cis-regulatory region sequence-specific DNA binding; protein binding; DNA-binding transcription factor activity, RNA polymerase II-specific.